Messenger RNA from Chelonus insularis, 2315 nucleotides. RefSeq lists its product as uncharacterized. Lineage: Eukaryota; Metazoa; Arthropoda; Insecta; Hymenoptera; Braconidae. The transcript is spliced from 6 exons. The record is from RefSeq and is a predicted model, not a curated record. Bases 146 to 1255 code for a protein of 369 amino acids.
UGUCAGUAGGCCUCUGAUCUCGAUAGGUAGGGGAGGUUAUUUAUUAUAUUCAUUUGUGAAUAAAACUUUCAUAAAAACAAUAAAUAUUUGGACUGUUAAAUAAAUAAACUUCCAAAGAAAAAAUAGAAAACAAAAUUUUUAAACGAUGGGUAAAGGCUAUGCGUUAAUUUACUGGAUUAAUUCUCGCCAUACAGACACCAUAAAGUGUGCAGCAAUACCUAAAAAGUGUCGCAAGGAGCACGCGGUGGUUACGUUAAAAUGGCGAAACGGUGUCACAGGAACUAUCGAAAGAAGAUUAGCAAAAAUAGUAUGCAUAGCAAAAGAUAAAGCGGAAUUGAAUCAUUUAUCAGUGGACACAGAAACGGGAAUACUUCUGGAUAAACCACACAAAAUAAAUAUCCGCAAUUCAAUUUCCAGUCGAUCAGAUUCACUGUUUUCCGCUAGGAAGGCUGCAAAAAUAAAAAUUAGUAAGCAGAGAAAACAAAAGGAUGGUAAAAAGAAUAAUAGAGCUGUUAUUUCGCAUGUCCACGAUGAAGAUAGUGAUUCAAGUAGUGAAUCCAGUAGUGAUGAUGAUGAUGAUGAUGAUGAUGAUGAUGACAUCAAUUUAAUUAAUUCUGAAUCAAUUGAUAAGUCUGAUGCAAUGCAUAAUUUACUUUCUAAUGUGACUUUGGAAAAUAUUCAAUUUCUUAAAAAAUUGGUAGUCGUAAUGGAGAAAGUUUACAAGAAGAAACAAAAUAAUUCAAAACACGAAGAAAUGAUUAUGGAACCGGAUCCACGAGCAAUUAUCGAUCAGGAUAAGACAAAUAUUCAUUCAAGUCUCGGUGCAUUCCUACCUCCGAUGACAAUCAAUGCUGUUUUCUAUAGAAAUCAGGAUCUUGGAGAUUGGAAAAAAUUAACGACCGACAUUUUAGUUGAAAUUUAUGGCAAACAAUUGGCCUUUUUAUCAGCCAAAGGACGAAGAGGGGCUCAAGGGAUUGAUCCUAAUGUUUAUCGUGCCAUUUAUGAUUUAGUUAACAUGAGACUCGGUUGGAUCUUACCUUCCAAAGAAUUUGUAAGACACAUAAACAAAGUUUGUUCAAACCGUAAAAAGUAUGUAAGGAACAAAGAUACGAGCCAAGUUUUUGUUAGUCCACUUGAGGUUGAAGAUCCAAUAGCAGCUGAACCUAAGUAUGAAAUAACACCAGAUACAGAUGAAAUGCCAAACAGUUAUUGUUCAAUUCAAAUAACAGAAACAUUUAGUGAAGCUCCAAUGUGAAUACACAAAUAUUUUGUACGAUUUUUACUAUUGAUUUUUCGCAAUGUUUUCAAACAACUGGAGAUUACAAUUGACAUUUGUAUGUGACAAUCGCACAAAUGUAAAUAGUACAAACAUUACUAUUAAGGAUUACAUAGUUAAGUUAGAUUAUUAACAACAAAUUUAUUAUUUAAAUUUGAUAAUAGAAUUUUUUCUUUGUUCUAUACUUUUAAUUUAGGGACAUUUUAAUAAAAAAAAAAUAUGCCACCAUCUGUGGGUCACUUGAUAUAAAAAAAUCUCAAAUAACUUUUUUUUCAGUCCCUUAGGAAUCUUGAUAAACGGUUGAGAUUUUAUAUUCCCGCGAGAUGGAAUAAGUUUUUCAUUGAAUUAAGAAAGUUUUUUUCACAGAGGUUUAAAAAAAAUGAAGAAAAUUGAAGAAAAAAAUUAGUUCUUUGAUAUAUAAAAGUAACAUUUAGUUACUUUACGUUAAUAUAAAAAAAACUGUGACAGACUAAUUAAAAAAUUUCCUUCCAUUUUUUUCAGUACAUUUAAUUAUUAAAAAAGCAUUUGGAUUAAAUUAUUCCAUAAAUUUGUUAAUGUGUAAGGCUAUUUUUGAAUGACGUAAUUAAAAAAUUUUCUAUGCAUUAAAACAGCAACUUUUCCUUCAUCUUCAUCUUAUCAUGGCUAAUUUUUUAUCUAAAACAUCUUGUCUUGGUGCGAGCCCGAAGGUCUACACAACAAAAACUACUUGAUCAAUUUUGCUUAAAAUUCAAUCAGGUUUAAGUUACAUAAUUUUGCAUUGAAUAAAACUGGUUUUACGUCAAUAUAUCAUCAUUUUUUUUAAGAUUCACACAACUAAAAUUAAAUACAAACGUACAUAUGUACAUGUACACACACGGACAUUCUCUUAAAAAACGUAUCAUUUAACUCUAGGGACUUCGAAAUGGAAAGAUAUCUUAAAAUUCGGACUUUGUAAAAUCGCAUUGAUUCUAAUAACUUCCCACUAAAAUGUUGAACAGAAGGCCAAAAAAUUGUUAACUAAUUUUAUGUUUACUUAUUUCUUGUUUGUAUCAAAAUAAAA